Molecule: messenger RNA, 3152 nt
Organism: Pistacia vera
Lineage: Eukaryota; Viridiplantae; Streptophyta; Magnoliopsida; Sapindales; Anacardiaceae
Product: probable LRR receptor-like serine/threonine-protein kinase At1g12460
Exons: 3
Coding region: 353-2980 (875 amino acids)
Biological process (GO): protein phosphorylation
Molecular function (GO): receptor serine/threonine kinase binding; protein kinase activity; ATP binding
Source: RefSeq, a predicted model, not a curated record
CCUCUUGCUUAUUGUAAUAAUUAAUAAUGAAUGUGUAUGUGAGAGAGGUAGUGGCUUGGUUGUUGGGUUGAGAGAAUAAAUGCUCAACUCCAGUCCAGACAACCACACAGACCCUACAUGAAGCUAAGAGGCUAUUGUUGACGCUAAUGCGUUCAAAUUGUAGUACAAUAAGGUCAUGAAAUGCUGCUCUUUGAUGAGGAUAAUGAUACUGUGUUUCAUUUUACUACAUUCUUAUCAUUAUCUUCCAAGUGGAGUAUCAUCAUCAAUUGAAGUCAGGUUGGUAGAUCUUCUUUCUAUCGGAUUCAAUAAUUCAUAAUGCCAAACGGCUAGAUCCAUUUCACAAUUUUCGAGCAUGACAAGUAUCCACCUAUUUCUCAUUUUUACUUGUCUCACAAUCACUAUAGUUUCACCAGCAACUGAAAAGGAAAUCUUGCUACAGUUCAAGGGGAACAUCACAAAUGAUCCUUUUAACGCCUUGUCUUCAUGGGUCUCAAGUGGCAAUCCUUGUGAAAAUUUCAAGGGUGUGAUUUGUAAUCCAGAUGGUUUUGUGGACAAGAUUGUGUUGUGGAACACUAGCCUUGCUGGAGUUUUAUCUCCAGUCUUGUCUGGUUUAAAGCAUCUGCGGGUCUUGACAUUGUUUGGUAAUCAAUUUUCAGGUAAUAUUCCUCAAGAGUAUGUUCAAAUACAAACAUUGUGGAAGAUCAAUGUGAGUUCUAAUGCACUUUCUGGAUCAAUCCCUGAAUUUAUCGGUGACUUACCAAAUAUAAGACUUCUGGAUUUGUCUAGGAAUGGUUAUAGUGGACGUAUUCCUUUUGAUUUGUUUAAGUUUUGUAAUAAGACCAAGUUUGUCUCUUUGUCUCACAACAAUCUUUCUGGUCCAAUUCCUGUGUCUAUUGCCAAUUGUACUUAUCUUGAAGGGUUUGAUUUCUCUUUCAACAAUCUUAGUGGUGAAUUGCCUUCUCAAGUUUGCAAUAUCCCGGUAUUAGAUUUUAUAUCUUUGAGAGGCAAUGUGUUAAUGGGGAGUGUUCAAGAGCAAAUAUCAAAGUGCCAGAGCAUCAAGUAUUUGGAUCUAAGCAGCAAUAUGUUUACUGGGUUGGCUCCAUUUGGAGCUCUUGAACAGAAGAAUAUCAGUUACUUCAAUGUGUCACAUAAUGGCUUUCGAGGGGAAAUUCCAGAGGUUGGAACUUGUGGUGAGGGAAUGGAAGUUUUGGAUUCUUCAUGGAAUGAGUUAAAUGGUGAAAUUCCAAUGAGCAUUACAAAUUGUAGAAACCUUAAGGUUAUAGACUUGGGUUUUAAUAGGCUGACUGGAUCUAUUCCAAUUGGGAUUACCAAUCUGGAGAAACUUUUGGUGAUCAGAUUGGGCAAUAAUUCCAUAGAUGGAACAAUCCCACCAAAGUUAGGGAGCAUUGAGUUCCUUCAGGUUUUGGAUUUGCACAAUCUCAACCUUGUUGGUGAAGUUCCGGAUGAUUUAGGCAAUUGCUGGCUUCUUCGUUCGCUGGAUGUUUCUGGUAAUGCUUUAGAGGGAGACAUUCCUCAAACCUUAUAUAACAUGACAUAUUUACAAAUCCUUGAUUUACAUCAAAACCACCUUAAUGGAAGCAUUCCAUCUAGUCUAGGAAACUUGUCCAAUCUCCAAAUUCUCGAUCUGUCACAAAAUUCACUUUUUGGGCCAAUCCCUGUUUCCCUUGGAAAUUUGAUGAAUAUAACAUAUUUUAGCCUUUCUUUUAACAAUCUCUCGGGAGCUAUUCCUUCAACUAUACAGCAUUUUGGUGCAUUCGCAUUUUCCAACAACCCUGGACUCUGUGGUGCGCCUCUGGAGACAUCUUGCUCAGGAAGUCGUAAUGGCACAACUUCAACAUCAAAGAAACCCAAGGUUCUUAGUGUUUCUGCUAUUGUUGCAAUUGUUGCUGCAGCAGUUAUCCUUACUGGGGUUUGUGUGGUGUCCAUCAUGAACAUCAAGGCACGCAAGAGUAGAAGAGAUAAUGAAACUAUUGUUGUUGAGAGCACACCUCUCGCUUCAACAGAUUCAAGUGUUAUAAUUGGGAAGUUGGUUCUCUUCAGCAAGAGUUUGCCUUCAAAGUAUGAAGAUUGGCAGGCAGGCAUCAAAGCGUUGCUUGACAAGGAGUGCCUAAUAGGUGGUGGCUCAAUUGGAUCAGUGUAUAAAGCCACUUUCGAAGGAGGGAUUUCAAUUGCAGUUAAGAAGCUUGAGACUAUAGGAAGGAUUAGAAACCAAGAAGAAUUUGAGCUUGAAAUUGGACGGUUAGGUAACUUACGACACUCCAAUUUGGUUCCCUUUCAAGGUUAUUAUUGGUCCUCAUCAAAUAAGCUAGUUCUGUCUGAAUUUGUUCCAAAUGGGAAUCUGUAUGAUAAUCUACACGGGCUUAAUUAUCCAGGCACCAGUACUGGUGUAGGCAAUAGUGAAUUGCACUGGUCUAGGAGGUUUCAGAUUGCUGUUGGGACUGCAAGAGCACUUGCUUACCUUCACCAUGAUUGUAGGCCUCCAAUACUUCAUCUCAACAUCAAGUCCACUAACAUACUCUUAGAUGAAAACUAUGAGGCUAAGUUGUCUGAUUAUGGAUUAGGAAAAUUUCUCCCCAUCUUGGACAAUUAUGGUUUAACCAAAUUUCACAAUGCAGUUGGGUAUGUAGCACCGGAGUUGGCUCAAAGUUACAGGUUGAGUGAGAAAUGUGAUGUUUACAGUUUUGGAGUGAUUCUUUUGGAGCUGGUUACAGGGAGGAAACCAGUGGAGAGUCCCAGUGCAAAUGCGGUGGUGGUUUUAUGUGAAUAUGCCAGAGAGUUGUUUGAGAGUGGCUCUGCUUCGGCAUGUUUUGAUACAAGUUUGCGAGGUUUUGCAGAGAAUGAAUUGAUUCAGGUUAUGAAAUUGGGGCUAAUUUGUACAUCAGAAGUUCCUUCAAGAAGACCAAGCAUGGCUGAAGUAGUUCAAUUUCUUGAGUCCAUCAGAAAUGGACUGGAACCAUAGUGUGAUUAAUGAAAAUGGAGGGUUUAUUGAACCACUUCUAGAGUCAAAUUAACAGUUUAUUUUUGUUGCAAGAUCAAAGAAUAGUCUAGGUGGAAGGGGAUUGAGAGGUGGGAAGAGGAAAAUGAAAAUCAUUCUUUUGUAUUCAUUUUGGGAUUAGCAUUAAUCAAUUGUU